AUGACUUGGUUUAUUGUUGGUGAAGCAAUUAUUGGCAUUCAUCCACUUUCAAGUGCAUUAAUUAAUUUAUUCUUACUUCGACCAUAUCGUCGAGCAUUGAAAAAAAUGUGGAUAAAAAAAGAACCAAAAAGUGUACAAUUUGAUUCAAUUACUAUUGCUAAUACACAUUUUAUGGACGGUGAUUGCUUUUUAUGA
Messenger RNA from Loa loa (African eye worm), 195 nucleotides. RefSeq lists its product as hypothetical. The transcript has a single exon. The record is from RefSeq and is a predicted model, not a curated record. Bases 1 to 195 code for a protein of 64 amino acids. Lineage: Eukaryota; Metazoa; Nematoda; Chromadorea; Rhabditida; Onchocercidae.